Molecule: messenger RNA, 4745 nt
Organism: Serinus canaria (Common canary)
Lineage: Eukaryota; Metazoa; Chordata; Aves; Passeriformes; Fringillidae
Gene: TMPPE
Product: transmembrane protein with metallophosphoesterase domain
Exons: 3
Coding region: 366-1682 (438 amino acids)
Molecular function (GO): hydrolase activity
Source: RefSeq, a predicted model, not a curated record
GAGGAGGAGGGAUGCCCGUCCUGCGCCGGCCGUUUCCCGGCGGAGCCGUCAGCUGACGCCGCCGUUUCCUGGCUGCCGCCCGCCAUGCUGCGGCUCCUGCUCCCGCUGGCCGCCCUGGCCGCGCUCCUCCAGGCGGCGGGCUUUGGAGAAGUCUGAUUCACAACGGCAGGCAAGGAUAUCUGCUGAUCAUCUGCAGCUUCUGGGACCACAGUUGCAUCUGUCCAGUGGGGAUUUCACUGCUGCUGUAGCAUGUGUUUGUAGAACCUCUUGCAUUUGGCUUUGUUGACCCAAGGCAUCCCUUCAUAACCACAUUAUUGACUUCUGGAGACUUCUGCAGAACAGAAGGGAGCAGUCAGGAAGCAAAGAUGAUCUCCUUCAAGCAACUGCCCAUUGAAGCCAAGGCUGCAGUGGCUGCAGGAGUGGUUUUUUUCUCCAUGAUGCUAUCACGGAGUUACCUGGCGGAAAAACUCGAUUUCAGGACGCGGCGCUGGCUUCUAAGGCUGCAAAUGGCACUAUUUGCUAAUACGCUCAUGUUGAUGGGAUCUCUUCAUGUUUGGAGAAGCACAGUCACCACGUUCACCAGGUCUUCAGCUGCCAGCUCCUUCUGGUUCAUGCUGUGGAAAAUAGCUGUGUUCAUGUUUCUAGCUUUGGCUCAUUCAAGCUUCUUUACAUUGCUAUUUCUUGUUGCAGAAGAGCCCUAUUUCUUUUCUUUAGCUGCCUACACUUGCUUGGGGGCCUAUAUUAUUCUCAUCUUUUUCCUCUUCACUCUAGGCUCUGUGGAGCAGGCUUACAAGUUCUUGGCUGGGAGAGGCGCUAAGGCAAGCACUGGCAAUAAGAACAGAACAGCACUGAAACCAGUUCUGGCAGUCUUGCUGACUGUUGUGCUGACUGUUGUUGGGCUGUUAAAUGCUUCCCAGCCCCCUACUGUGAAUUCAGUGGAGAUUCCAGUUCACAAGCUGCCCUCAGCAAUGAAUAACCUGAAAGUGGUGUUGCUUUCAGAUAUCCAUCUAGGGCCUACAGUUGGGAAGACCAAGCUUGCCAUGAUAGUGAGAAUGGUUAAGGCUUUAAAACCAGACAUCACCGUGAUUGUUGGGGACCUGUCUGAUGCUGAGGCAAAGAUCAUACGACCUGCUGUUGAGCCUCUUGGAGAACUUGAUUCUCCUUUGGGCACUUACUUUGUCACAGGAAACCAUGAGUACUACACCUCAGAUGUUAGCAACUGGUUUGAGCUGUUAAAAUCAUUUAACAUUCAGCCAUUGCAUAACGAGAAUGUGAAGAUUGUUUCACCAAAGAGCACUUCUGACUGGUUCUGUCUGGCUGGCGUGGAUGAUAUUGAAGCAGAUGUGUUGCGCUAUUCGGGACAUGGCAUGGAUUUGAAAAAAGCUCUCAGAGGUUGUGGCAGUGAGCAUGCAAUAGUGCUCUUAGCUCAUCAGCCAAUUGCUGCAAAGUGGGCCCUUCAGGAGAGACCAGACAUAAAUUUAAUUCUCUCUGGCCAUACUCAUGGAGGGCAGAUUUUCCCUCUAAAUGCUGGAGCUUAUCUUCUGAAUCCAUUCUUUGUUGGCUUGUACCAAGUUGGGCAGAAUACCUUUGUCUACGUCAGCCCAGGGACGAUGUACUAUGGAAUACCCAUGAGGCUGGGCAGCAGAGCUGAAAUAACAGAGAUUAUUCUGCGUUCUCCUUGAGGAGUUUUCCAUUUGACAGACUUCUAAUUUUUGGUUUUGUUUUGUUUUUUUUUUUUUUGGCCAGUAUAUUGGCUCUUCUACUAUGAAAGCAAAUCCUUUUUCAGGGAAGCCAGCGAAGAUGUGCUUGGCUGAACUUCAGCAGGUUCUGUUAAGUUUGAGCAGAAAACACUAACUGUAUCUUGGGCCUAUGAAACAAAUUUGGCACAUGUUAAAGUACUGAAGUAAUUAUGUCUUUGACUUCAUUAUCGUUGAGGUUCUGCAUUUAAAGAUAACACUGAUGUCACGGAGAUAAUGUGUGUCCUGUGCAUGUUUAGUAAUAGCUAUGUCUUGCAGCUACUUCAUGUUCCACUGUUUGGUGUCCAUCAGGCAACUGCCUUAUCAGAUCUCAGGCAGGUGAAGUUCUCAGCUUGUGCAGUGAAGUCACUGAUGUGUGCUUUGCAGAAAGGCCUGCAAGAAUGUGCACUGAGUAUGUAAACUCUAGGAGGCUUAUGCUAGAGUUAUUAUGGGAAAGGAAGAGUUUAAUAAUUUAGGGUUGUUUUUUUUUUUUAAUUGAGACUGGAUAUUUUUAUCCUGCUGUCUGUCUGCAGCAUGCACCAGGGCUUCCAGUUACUAGUACUAUCAGUUGUGAGGCAUCAGUUCUGAAAUUCAGUUUUGUCCAGUUAAGAAGUUGGAGGGACUGACACCAAAAGGUGAAAGCAGCUGUCUUUCUCAGGCAUUUUCCCCAGAAUAAUUGGGCAUCCAGUAAAUUUUUACUGAAAACAGCUCUAAUAAAGGCAAAUGAGGAAAAUUCCAAAAUUAACUUUUGUUAUUGUCUGACACCAUACAGUACCUCCUUAUUUAAAGCACUAAUUCCAAAGCUGAAAUACUCAGUGUCUUUUGUCUUCAUUCUGUAUUUUUUUCUUUCUAAUUUAUCCUCCAUCAUUUUUCUCUUGCAAGAAUAAAUAGAUGCUAUUUCAAUACAAUGCAAAUAAAUUAAUACUUGAAAUUUGUUAAAGGCUUUAAUAUUUAAGUAAAUUAUGUCCUCUUUUAAUGAAACUAAACUCUGCAGCAGGUGACUUUCCCUAAGAGCAUUUGGAUGUCAGUGUCCUUGUUGUCUGAUGGGCACAUAGGAGAGAAACUGCUACGGCAUAAUGGAUAGAGGAUUUCUUCCCAUCUUUCAUAGAAGGGCUUAUAAUGAAUUAACAUAAUUAUGCUAUUUUUGGGGUAUUAGAGAAUAAUUAACACAAAUAUUCUUGUUUCUAUAUCUUUGCAUUCAUGUAAGAUAUCCAGGAUGUAAAAUAAUGUGUGACUUUUGCCCAGGCCAGUAAAACACUUUACUUCUUCCCUUCCCACCUCAUUUCUGCUGCAUGAAAUAUCACAAACCACUAGAGCCUGGGAAUCCUGCCUCUGUAGUCUGCAGCUGUAGCUGCAGGGCUUUCCUUGCUCUGCCUUUCUGGCCACCAGUGCUGGUGUUCCCCUCAGGCAGACCCACAGCAUAGGGUAAAAGAGAGCAGUUCUUAUCCAGGAGACUGAGGAUGGGAGACCAGAGCUGUGGUGUUCAGUCUUUUCCUGCCUUCCUGUGUGAUCCUGAACCAGACAACCAUAGACACUUGGUUUCGUUCUUCAGCUUCUGUUCUCAUAUUGAAGGAGAUAGGUAGGAGUGUGUUUGAAAAGUUUUGCAUCCUGCUCCUCUGUACAAACAUCUUACAUUUUUACUCAGGAAUAGUGAGGAAUACUCUAAAUGUGUCACAAAGGUUAGUGGAAUUGUUGGAGAAGUCAGUCCUCUUCUGAAAGACUGAAUACCUUACCAGCCAUGCUCUCUCCUUGCCAGAUGGGAUAAUUUCUGUUUCCCGCCCCUUAUAAUUUUGUAAACUUUUUUUUAUGACUGAUAAUAUCUGCUUAAGUAUCCUAAGGUUUCCAUGUGUAUUCAGCACUGCCCACUGUCCAUGCGGGAUCCAUCUGAGGCUUUUCGCAGUUGGUGGCACAAUGUCAGAUGGGGAAGGAAUGAGGAAGGAAUUUUGAUUGCCUGUAACCCUCAGGUUACUUUUCAACUUGGCUUCAGUUAAGAGCUGUGUUCUGGGUUUAGUGGUGCAGAGUAUUCUCACCUGGCCAGUAGUCCAGGAGGAUUUUUACACUUGUUGCACUGAAUGUUCUUACCAUGUUAAGAAGGCUAAUUGUUAACCAGUUUCCUCAACAGGAGACAUUUGUGCGACUGAUUUUAGAUCAUGUGAGUUUCUCAGUAUGAUGCUAGUGUUAUUUACCUUUUUUUCUCCCUGCCCUUUUUAUUUCUCUCUUCAUUCUGAUCAAGUGUGUGCAAAAACAUAGAUGAAGGGGUCCUUCCAUCCCAAAAUUUCUUCAUUACUUUGUGUGCCUCUCUAAGAAGAUAAUUAUGUAUCCUUUCAGAAGCAGAUAUGCAUUGUUUUAGGAGUGGUCAUAUUGUCAUUUCAUACAUUGGUUGAGUUCUCCUGAUGUAAUUUAGUUCUUGCCCCUUUUUUUUGUAUCUCUGUCUCUGAAAGGUUGUUUGCUGGUGAUUACUUCUUACUUUAAAUGCUUUCUUUCUGUGCCAAAAGACUUCAAAGCCUUUUCUUAUUUUGCUUUUCAGUUAUGAAUGAAAGUAUCCUAGACCAACUUUCUGUUUGAUAAAAGGAAUGAACGGUUUCUUAUAAUCUCUCUAAUCAGCAAUCUCUAACUGUCCUUCAAGGUUCUUUCUGUACUUUUUCCAGUUUGAUUUGAAUGUACACAAUGCAGACCUGUAUUCAGUAUUUCAGAUGAAGAAAAAUUGCUGUGCUGCUUAUUUUUUAAUUUUAAAUUUUUUUUAGUAAAUUUUAUGUGUGUGUUGUAAUAUAUUUAAUCUAGAGAACUUAACUAAAUGAUAUAUUUCAUCCUAUAAAAGGCCAGUUCAUUGGGGGCUGAGGAGGAGUUAAUUAAUGUCAGAAUUAAUAGCAGAAUAUAAUAGUAUUGUCACUUUGUGAGAACUAUAUUUAUUAUAUAAUUACUAUAGAAUGGAUUGGUAAAUAUGUAAAUUGUGGUAUAACAAAUGCUUUAAAUGUUGGGAUUUAAUAAAACUUUAUUCUUAUAAUCAAC